Messenger RNA from Aegilops tauschii subsp. strangulata, 3622 nucleotides. Its product is annotated as aluminum-activated malate transporter 5-like. NCBI's taxonomy places the organism in Eukaryota, Viridiplantae, Streptophyta, Magnoliopsida, Poales, Poaceae. Gene Ontology annotation, biological process: malate transport. The record is from RefSeq and is a predicted model, not a curated record.
AUGGCGACGCUGCCGCCGGAGCAGCGCACGCUGCGCGCGGCGCUGGACCAGCGGGGGCUCGCGGAGCCGCUGCUGUCGUCCUACCGGAGCGACGGCCACCACGAGGCGCGGGGCGAUGGGCCCCUUCGGCGGGCGGCGGGGGCGGUGUGCGCGGCCGGCAGGGAGCUGUGGACGUUCUCGCGCAAUGACCCCAGGAAGCCCGUGUACGCGGCCAAGGUGGCCACGGCGCUCGCUCUCAUCACGCUGCUCGUCUUCCUCCGCGAGCCAAGCGACAUUGUCAGCCACUCCGUCUGGGCCAUCCUCACCGUCGUCGUUGUCUUCGAGUUCAGCAUCGGUGCAACCUUGAGCAAAGGCCUUAAUAGGGGAUUGGGGACUCUGACGGCAGGCGGGCUUGCUCUAGCAGUUGCUGAAUCGGCAAGGCACAUGGGCGACCAGGACAUAGUGUUUCUCAUCAUCACCACCUUCGCCGUUGGAUUCGCUACAACCUUGAUAAAGGUGCACCCCCAGAUGAAGCUGUACGAGUACGGGCUCCGCGUCUUCCUGCUCACCUUCUGCUACGUCACGGUGUCCGGGUACAACACGGGGGAGUUCGUCGGCGGCACGGCCGUGAGCAGGUUCCUGCUCAUCGUCAUCGGCGGCGCCGUCAGCCUGGCGGUGAACAUAGGCAUAUACCCGAUCUGGGCGGGAGAGGACCUGCACCACCUGGUGGCCAGGAACUUCGCCAGAGUCGCUGAAUCCUUGGAAGGAUGCGUCGAUGGAUACCUGACAUGCAUGGAGUACCAAAGGGUUCCUUCCAAGAUUCUCACGUACCAAGCUUCGGACGAUCCCCUGUACAGUGGGUACAGGGCGGCUGUCGAGGCACAGACGCAAGAGGAAACACUGCUGGGAUUUGCCAUAUGGGAGCCACCGCACGGGCCGUACAAGAUGAUGAAGUACCCCUGGCAGAGCUACACCAAGGUUGGCGGCGCGCUGAGGCACUGCUCCUUCGCCGUCAUGGCGCUGCACGGGUGCAUACUGUCGGAGAUCCAGUCGGCGCCGGAGAACAGGCAGGUGUUCAGCGCCGAGCUCCACAGGGUGGGCGAUGAGGCGGCCAAGGUGCUGCGGGAGCUCGGGCACCGGGUGAAGACCAUGACCAGGCUGAGCUCGCCCAACAUCCUCUCCGAGGUCCUCCACGCCGCCGAGGAGUUGCAGAAGAAGAUCGACCAGCGGUCCUACCUCCUCGUCAACACGGAUCGUUGGGGGGAGGACACCGCCGCCUCCACCACCACCUGCAGCCGGCACGAGGCAGGAGCCGGAGCCUCCAGGGACAAUGAGGCGCCGCCGCCGCCGUCGGAGCACGCCGUCAUCAUCAACAUCCCUCCAAUGCACGAUUCGGAGUCGAACACCAUGCACAAGUCGGAGUCGAACACGUCGCUCGCCCGGUUCGACUCGGCGGCGUCGUGGGCGGCCAUGUCGUUGGCGGACGGCCUGGCGCUCAAGCCCCAGGGGUCCUGGCACCACCGGAUGCCGCCGUUCCACCCGGGCCAGCCGCUCGAGGCCGCGGAGUCGAGGACGUACGAGAGCGCGAGCGCGCUGUCGCUGGGCACCUUCGCGUCGCUCCUCAUCGAGUUCGUGGCGCGGCUCGGGAACCUCGUCAACGCCGUCGAGGAGCUCAGCGACAAGGCCGGCUUCAAGGAUCCCGUGGAGCAGCCAUCCGUGUUAAGCAGGGAGGAGACUGGUGUUUUUGGCAGAAUGACCAAGUUUUUCAGGCAGAAGAGAUGAUGUGGACGGCAAGAGAAGAGACUAUAUAAAACACUAAGUGAUGGUUAAAGGGUAGCCCGAUGUUGUUCAAUUAGCCAGACUUGGGUGUAUCAAAGAAGCAUGUAGAAGGUCUGAUAUAUACAAGGUAUACAUGUAAAUACAAAUGUGAAAAUUGGAGAAUAUGAAAUGCUUUCUGAUGCAUAAAGUGAAACAGGGUGAGAGGAAUACUCUGUAAUAACCAAAGUUUUUAAAUAACGGUCUCUACUGCAUUUAGCAGGGUCUCACUAAACAACGUCUUUGUACUUAGACUAUUGACCGCUGUUAUAACACUAUGUCACAUCUAGAUGUGAGAUAAUACCUUACAUCUAAUUAUGACAUCAUCACACAUCAGCAGAUAAACAAGAAUCUGUCUAAGUUGGGUCUAGGCUUUUUAGUCUUGGUUGUUUUUUGUUAUUGAUUGGGCUUUAUUGUUGUUGCACAAAACAACAAUAAGCAGGGAGGAGACUGGUGUUUUUGGCAGAAUGACCAAGUUUUUCAGGCAGAAGAGAUGAUGUGGACGGCAAGAGAAGAGACUAUAUAAAACACUAAUUGAUGGUUAAUGGGUAGCCCGAUGUUGUUCAAUUAGCCAGACUUGGGUGUACCAAAGAAGCAUGUAGAAGGUCUGAUAUAUACAAGGUAUACAUGUAAAUACAAAUGUGAAAAUUGGAGAAUAUGAAAUGCUUUCUGAUGCAGUAAAGUGAAACAGGGUGAGAGGAAUACUCUGUAAUAACCAAAAAAUUUAAAUAGCGGUCUCUACUGCAUUUAGCAGGGUCUCACUAAACAACGUCUUUGUACUUAGACUAUUGACCGCUGUUAUAACACUAUGUCACAUCUAGAUGUGAGAUAAUACCUUACAUCUAAUUAUGACAUCAUCACACAUCAGCAGAUAAACAAGAAUCUGUCUAAGUUGGGUCUGGGCUUUUUAGUCUUGGUUGUUUUUUGUUAUUGAUUGGGCUUUAUUGUUGUUGCACAAAACAACAAUAAGCAGGGAGGAGACUGGGGUUUUGGGUAGAAUGACCAAGUUUUUCAGGCAGAAGAGAUGAUGUGGACGGCAAGAGAAGAGACUAUAUAAAACACUAAUUGAUGGUUAAUGGGUAGCCCGAUGUUGUUCAAUUAGCCAGACUUGGGUGUACCAAAGAAGCAUGUAGAAGGUCUGAUAUAUACAAGGUAUACAUGUAAAUACAAAUGUGAAAAUUGGAGAAUAUGAAAUGCUUUCUGAUGCAGUAAAGUGAAACAGGGUGAGAGGAAUACUCUGUAAUAACCAAAGUUUUUAAAUAGCGGUCUCUACUGCAUUUAGCAGGGUCUCACUAAACAACGUCUUUGUACUUAGACUAUUGACCGCUGUUAUAACACUAUGUCACAUCUAGAUGUGAGAUAAUACCUUACAUCUAAUUAUGACAUCAUCACACAUCAGCAGAUAAACAAGAAUCUGUCUAAGUUGGGUCUGGGCUUUUUAGUCUUGGUUGUUUUUUGUUAUUGAUUGGGCUUUAUUGUUGUUGCACAAAAUAGAAAAUAGAAAGGAUAGACAGAAAAACAAGUUGUUCACGGGUGGAUCUGGGCUUCUGGCUACAGCUUGUCUGGUGCCGUGACUAGGCUACAUUAGAGUUUGACAUGUUUGAACCAUUGCAUGUGGCCUCAUGAAUGAACGCACGAAUAAUGGAUCUCCUUGGCGAAAGUAUGAGGCAUCUCGAUGUAGAGCUCGUGAGAAAUGUUGUAACUUUUUUUUCUGAUUUUUCUAUAAACUAUUUGGUGAAAUAAAAAAUUAUUUGCAAAUUUUAAAAGUCCGCGGAUUAGAAAGGAAUGGGAAAUUUGAAAGUUUUCAAGAAUUAAAAAAGUCAUCGAA